GCCCGGCGCAGCAUGGCCAAGCACCACCGCACACCGGCGCGCAGCCCGGAGCCCGUCAUCGAGGUCAAGAGCAAGGUGAGCGCGCCCGCCCCCAGGGUGGGGGGCGGCGAGGUAGAGAGGGGGGGUCAAAUCUGUUGCUGCUGAUUUGCCCGGGAGAAAGAAGGGGAAUGUGCUCACCUGCAGCAGGGCAAGCUCUGCGCAUCGGCGGCGCCGGAGCUGCAGCCUCUCCAGCUCGGGAGUGGUUUUCCAGACCCACAAACGCGAGGUCCGUCUAGCUCGCCCCCUUCCCCUCAUGUCGCGGGGGCCCAGGUCACGCCGGGGGCCCGUUCGCCCUGCUGGGGGCAGCCUUGAUCCGGCUUGCAGCAGGUGCACCGGGCAGCUGCCGCCACCGUCUCCCCCCCCCCCCCACGCCAGGCUUGUACCAUCCCCACGACGGGCUUGCGCGACGCAUCUCGCCCUCCCCACCCACCCCCGCUUUCUUUCCUGUCCCGGGUGUCUGCUGUGCGCGUCUAGCCUGGCCUAGUGGAUGGCGGAACUGGCCGAUUGUUUAUGCUGCCCCCCCCCCCCCCCGCCAAUCCUUCGGCAGUGUGGAGACUGCCAGCAGAGGAUUAUUGCUCCGAUCCGUGGGGAUUUCUGCCUUCGAUGCGGAGUAUGUGUGCGGGAAAACCUCCUUCUCCCGGGAAAGGGAACCGAGGGAUGCCAGAGUUCUCCGCCGGUUAUGCAAUGGUGCACCAGAACCGGGCAUCAGACCCGUGGCUAUUUAGCAUCGGGGCCUCGGAGGGAUGCCGAGCUGAUUUCUGGAAGCGAGGGGAUGCCUCAAGGAAUCGGUGAAGCCGGAUAUUGAUCCAGCGCUAAAUCCGAUUUGGAAGUGAAGGGAGGUGGGAUACGUGGUGGGUCAGCAGGUAUGCAGUUCAGUCUUCUUGGGUUUAUUAACGUGCCUUCGAGAGAGCAGUAAUAGAGAAUGGAGAGAGAUCCUUUACGAUGUAUUUCCCUCCCCAAAUAAGCAUUGCAAACGCGAGGACAGAUCUCCAACUUCAGACUGGAGGUCGCAGAACCCAACUGAUCUUUCUUAGAAUUCUACUGACGAUUGACAUCAAUUCUCCCUUGGGAUUAAAUUUGUUGUUCUCUUUAGAGGGUCAGAAUUUUCCCACAAGCAACUGGCUGGGACAGACAGGCACACCCCAGAUUAUAUACAGCAUUUCUGGAGCAUCCCUUGACUUAAGUCCAAUGAGGAAUCAUGGCUAUUUGGUAAAGCACAUGCUUUGCAUGCAAAACGUCCCAGGAUGAAUCCCUGAAUUUCUAGUUAAAAGGUCUGGGUGAUGGGACAGACCUCUGCCUAAGACCCUGGAGAGAUGGUGGCAAUCAGAGCAGAGGACAACACCAAGCUGAGUGUGCGAAUAACCUGGCUUACUGUAAGGCAGGCAUUAUCCAAAGUUCCCUGUUUGGCUUUAAUAGGCUGUUUGUUGCUCUAAUUUACAGUGGUACCUCGGGUUACAUACACUUCAUGUUACAUGCGCUUCAGGUUACAGACUCCGCUAACCCAGGAAUAGUACCUCUGGUUAAGAACUUUGCUUCAGGAUGAGAACAGAAAUUGCACGGCGGCGGCAGGAGGCCCCAUUAGCUAAAGUGGUACUUCAGGUUAAGUACAGUUUCAGGUUAAGAAUGGACCUCUGGAACGAUUUAAGUACUUAACCUGAGGUACCACUGUAUAUCCUGCCUUUAAGAACACAAAUCCUUUGACAAGAUCCCAGGUUUGGACCCUGACAGUGACGUAGCGUGGGUUGUCAGCACCCGGGGCAAGGCAAGUAAUUUGCGCCCCCUAACCCGUGGAUUUGCGCCCCCUAACCCUAACCCCCAGAUGUUGUGCCCGGUGCGGCCGGCCCCCCCUGCACCCCCCACGCUACGCCACUGGACCCUGACAUCUUCAGGUAGGGCCGGGAAAGGUGCCAGCCUGAAAUUCUGGAGAGCUGCCAUUGGUCAGCAUAGAGGAUACUGAGCUGGUAUGCAAAACGGCCCCCAAAUAUAAUUAGAAUCUGACAAUAUCAAAAACUCAUCAGUCGAUGAAACUGCAGGGCAGAAGCAAGAAGCCUGUGGCCCUCGAAAUGCUGCUGAACUGCAGCCCCCAUCAUUGCUAACCAUUGGCUAUGGUUGCAGGGGCUGAUGGGAGUUGGAGUCCAACAACAUCUGGAGGGCCACAGGUUUCCUGCCCUGCUGUAGGGGGAUGGAAUAGUCCAGCUCAAAUAGGAGCAAGUGCCUGGUAUUGUUUUCACCUGCUUUUGUCCUUCUCUCCCUCUUUCUUGGUCAGAGCCGUAGCCAGAUGAUCUUGCGCCCUUGGCAGAACCGUCCAGAUUGCACCCCCAGCCACGGACAAAUUAGCUCUUCUUUCUGCCUCUCCUCCAACCCCCCAACCCCCAUUCAAUUCACCCUCUAUUUAAAACUUUUUCUUAUGAGGCAAUAAUCAAUAUUUUUAUUUAUAUUUAUGGAAAUACUCACCACCCCCUAGCUACAGCCCUGCUCUCGACCCUACUAGAACUGAUGUUAUUUCUCUUAUGUGGGGAUUCGCCCCAUUUUUGGGGUCCUUCAAAUAAGGUUUUGUAACAGUUCAUGAUUUGUGAAAACGCCGUCUGGUGGGGGGACAUCCCACACAAUACAGCAUCUCUCUUGGGCUUUUCUCCUGGCUGGCCGAGGUGUCUUUUUGUUCCUCUAGGGCAGAGGAUGGGAAACCUGCACCCUUGGCCCAAUUUCAUAUGAUUGACAAGGAUAGGGGGAAAGGGGGGUGUCCACGAACCUUUGACUGUGGUCCCAGCCACUUUGACUCCAACCCUGCCCACUGCUGGAUUCCUCCUCUUGACAGAAAAAAGGUUGCCCACCCACACACCCCACUGAAGAAGGAAGCUGCUUCAAAAGUUGUGAUCUGCUUUGUGCACCUAGACUCAUACAGGCUCGAUUGGGGAGCUGGGAGGUGACAAGAGGCAGAACUAAGUUGGAAAGGGAAAUGCUGCUGGCCAUUCACAGUUCUGUAAAUCUUUUUGGUUUGACCCUUUCUUAUCCAGGCACCUUCCCAAAAAUAUUCCCUGCUGCUUCUAGACAUAGCCUUCCACAAUGCAAUUAUCUAUUCAUUGGGGUUGGGAAUUUUGUGGCCCUCCAGAUGUUGCUGGACUACAGUACCUAUCCUUGCUGACCAUUGGCUAUACAGUCAUACCUCAUGUUACGUUUGCUUCAGGUUGAGCGUUUUCAGGUUGCGUCCCACGGCGACCCAGAAGUACUGGAAAGGGUUACUUCCGGGUUUCACCACUCGCGCAUGUGCAGAAGCGACAAAUUGCAACCCGCAGAAGUGCAAACAUGGGUUGCAUUCUGCUCAUGUUGCGAACGGGCCUCUGGAACGGAUCCCGUUCACAACCAGAGGAGCACUGUACUGGUUGGGGCUGAUGUGAGCUGCCAUCUAACAUCUGGAAGGUCACAGGUUUCUCACCUCUGCUCUUCUGUGUCCUAUAUGAGCAGCAUCCUCCUUGCUAAUACCACCUCCCUUUAGGUUGGUCUUUCCUUUGUGUGUCUGUAUUAAUUAGGAGCAAUACCUCUGAGUUUCAGAUGGAACAGAGGAAGCUGCCUUAUAUCAAGUCAGUUGAUUGGUUAAUCUUACUCAGUAUUGUCUGCACUGACAGGCAGAGACUCUCCAGGGUUUCAGGCAGAAGUCCUUCUUAAACUUACUGGAAGAUGCCUGAGUUUGAACCUGCAUCCUUUUGCUUGUAAUUCUUUCAGCAUUACAACAGUGUGUUGAAAAUGAUCCUCUCCUUUUUUGCAGUGGGGGGGGGGGGAGAUGUGGGGAGAAGCCAUCAUGUAGAAAGCUCUUUAUUUAUAUGUGAAGUUGUCAAUAUGUUUAUUGAUUGAUCAAUUCUAGUAAAUGUCUACCUUACCUUUUGGACUCCCAAAGGAGACCCUGAGCAGUUUCCAGAUUUAUUUUUUUAAAAAACUGCACAGUAAAAAUAAUGAGAUAAAAGAAAAGCAACAGCAAAUAUAAUAAUAAACAAAUCAUAAUAUUUAUUAUAUAUAUAUUUAUAUUAUUGUUUCUCACCCCAAAUGAUAGUUUGGUUACAUGAUUGAGGUAUGUAUCUGCAGUUGGUUAAUGAGAACAUUCUUUAACUGAUACAUACAAAAGUAAUGAGGAGUUUUUUCUCCACUUCAGUCGUUAUGUUCAAGUAGUUGGCCAUGUGUAAAUAAUACUGUGACUGGUACCUGCACAUUGUGCAGGUGGAGAAGGGAGGCAUAUCAUUCCUGUCUCCUAGCAGAGACCCCAGGAGAAGAUGAGAGGAAGCAAGAUAACAAAUGCAUGAAGAAGAGCUUACUGAUCCCUUAUAACCACUUCUAAAUGAGUUGGUACUCUACUUACCAGGAGUCGUGUUCUUAAAAGAAAAGACUUUAGCAGUUUUGUACUUCAUCUGCAUUAAAGCUAGCAGUUUUAAUUCCCUGGCAUAUCUGUUAAGGAUGCUACACAACACCCCCCCCCCCUUAAAGAUAAGGACUGAGAAAUCAAAAGGGUAGCCUUGAUUUGGGGAGGAAAUACUGACCUACUGAAGCAGAGUCCAAAGUCCUUUGGCAGCAGUAAGGCUGGCAGUUGCCAUGUAUUGCAAGUCUUUCCCCGAAUUUGCUGGGACGUGUUAGCAGCUUGCUGAUUUACAUUUGGCCAUCUCCUUUUAUACAGUUUGAUGCUGAGUAUCGCCGCUUUGCCAUGAAGCGCUCCACUGCGGGUGGCUUCCAAGAAUUCUACCAGCUGAUCCAGAGAGUCCACCAAAUCCCUUGCGUGGAUGUCUUGCUUGGGUAUACGGAUAUCCAUGGAGACCUGCUGCCCAUCAACAAUGAUGACAAUUACCACAAGGCUCUGUCAUCUGCCAAUCCUCUGCUCCGGAUCAUCAUCCAGAAACGUGGUAAGAAGGUUCUUAAGGAGGGGGCUAGAGUUCACUUUCAUUUUAAUCCAGCUAAUUUAUUCUAUUUACCAUAUUUUUCCGUGUAUAACACACCCCUGUGUAUAAGACAACGCCUAUUUUUUGGGAAUGAACCAAGUGCCGGUCCCCCCUAUGCAUUAUCCAUGUAUAAGACGACCCCCAAUUUUAAACUUGAAAAAUUGGGGGGAAUUAUAGUCUUAUACACAGAAAAAUAUGGUACUUUAUUCUAUCCUGCCUGUCACCCAAGGAACUCAAGAGAGUGUUGAGCUCAGAGCAGUAUACAUCAUUUUCUUCACCCACUGAUUUUUUCUUCACAACAGCCUUGCCAGGUUGGGUAGGCUGUAGCUGGCUUGGGGAUCUGAAGCCUGGAUUUCCCCAGAUCAUGAUCUAACCACAAUGCCACCAUUACCUGCAGAGGCAAGAAUGCCUUGAGAUCAGGAUUAGAAAUGAAGUAUGCUAAAAUUCUCCAAAUAAGAGAAGAUAUAGGCAGUUUUGUUCUCUGUGUUUGUGGGUGUGAAAGUUUGUGUGUGAGUGCAAUAUAUAUAUAUAUAUAGAGAGAGAGAGAGAGAGAGGGAGGGAGGGAGACUAAUCAAUUUCUGCUAGCCAGGAGAAAAGGCAAGGAACUGAACAAAACAACAAAACUGCCAUGAAUAACUAAAAGUCCCACUCAGCCCUCCUAUGGCUAGUCAGACUUCAUUCAGCUCUAUGCACUUGUCUUUAUCAGUUUGUCUUUGUAGGUAGAAGGACUAGUAACUUGAUUUUUAGCAACAGCAACAAAGGCACACGAUGCAGUGCAUUUGCUGAAACUAAGCAAAUGUAGCACUGUUUGGAAACCCCUCAUGUAUGCUGCUUUGAGUUCUGUGACAGAUGAAAGACAGGGUAUAAAUACAAUAAGCAAAGCAAAGCUCAAAUAUUCAGAAACUGAAUUUUGUGCCAGAUCCCAGAUUUUGCACACCUACAGUGUAAUUGUGGAAGUGGGAAAUGUGCCGUGCACGCGGUGCUUUUAAUGCUCAGGCUGUGGAUCUCUGUGAUGGAGGGCAUCAGUGCCAUCUUAACCAUGUCCAUUCAGAAGUAGGCUCCAUUGAGCUCAGUAGAAUUUUCUCCCAAGUAAGCAAUCCUAGCACUCCCUUACAUGAGAGUAAGCUCCACUGACUUCAAUAGGACUUGGUUCUGAAUAGAAUUGGUUAGAAUUACACUGUCUGUGCCUAAGUUGAUGGUACUCAGAUAUUACAACAAUGGAUUAUUUCCUAACCAUUUUAAAGGCAGAACAGUUUGGUGGGUGUUACGGAGGGCCCUGCUGAAUAGAGACAGCACUGAUAUAUUUUAAGGAACAGUAUCCAGAAAUUAUUUUUGCAGUCCUGAGACAGCAACACUCUAUGUCCUAAAUCUAUUUAAAGGACAAAAAUGAGAUUUUCCUGUAUCUGAAUCUCGCCUAACAGCAUCUUUAUUUGUCUAAAGUAUUUUUACCUAACUCUUCAGCCAAAAAAAGGCUCCCAUAAUUACUUACAACAAUCAAUAAUAAGAUUGCCCCGUCUUCAACAUUACAUUCUAAAAGACACAGCACAAAAGGAAAGGAGAUUGGGACUGGUGGAGGAAAAAAAGCUAACUCAGCCGGACACAACUUCUUAGUUUCUCACAAGGAGGGACAGAGCAAGCUCCCUAUAGCUGCUUUCUGUUUCGCUAAUGGAUGGGUCCAGGUUGGUCUAUCCCUGUUUUUCCCCAUCUUGCUCAUUCAUGUACUCUUAAGGCUAGUAGUGGGCAGCAGAUGGGGCAGAUUUUCAUUCUAAAUGAGAAAGACAUUUGCUUUCUUGAGCAUUGUCUCCAUCAGCCAACCCACAGGAACUCCAGAGUGGAUUAUUUCUGGGCUUUAUAAGGCAAUAACAACUAAUUAAAACAGUGACUCCUUGAAUAGCUUCACCAAAUCAUCCCCACCCCACCCCCCGCUUGUUUGCAGAUUAGAUUAAACCGUAAAAACCAGUUGGAGACAGCCUGACCCAAACCUGUAAAGGUAAAGGGACCCCUGACCAUUAGGUCCAGUCAUGACCGACUCUGGGGUUGCGGCGCUCAUCUUGCUUUAUUGGCUGAGGGAGCCGGCGUACAGCUUCCGGGUCAUGUGGCCAGCAUGACUAGGCCGCUUCUGGCGAACCAGAGCAGCGCACGGAAACCCCGUUUACCUUCCCGCUGGAGUGGUACCUAUUUAUCUACUUGUACUUUGAUGUGCUUUCGAACUGCUAGGUUGGCAGGAGCCAGGGACCAAGCAAUGGGGGCUCACCCUGUCGCUGGGAUUCAAACCGCCGACCUUCUGAUCGGCAAGUCCUAGGCUCUGUGGUUUAACCCACAGCGCCACCCGCGUCCCUGACCCAAACCUGUGCGGGAAGGCAAAUUAACACCCUGAAUGUUGUGGGAUGGACUUUUGAUGGCCAUGUGUCAGUUGUUGAAGCACAGUUUACAUUGCUCUUUGUUCCCAAUUCCAAUCACCAUUCCAUGCUUUAUAACUGCUUCCACGUUCCUGAUAUGUUAGAAGUUGGGGGUGGGCAGUUUUCAAAUUAUCAUUAUAAUAAAGCAAGAAAUACUCUGAACAUGUGAAACUUGACACUUUAAAAAGUCACUUAAACCCUAGCACCUUCAUGACCACAGCAAUAAAUUGGAGUUGGCUUCUGCUGCCCUGAUGUUCCAUGCAUUUACCUGGGGAUAAGUACAAUUUUGUUGUAGAAAAGGAUAUGUUCUUAAAAGUGGUCUAUGUAACAACACACAUGCCUGGCUGGCUGACCACUGAUCAUAAUUUUUUUGUGUGAAAAAUAAGUAAUGAUUCCAUAGUGACCAGCACUGGCCCAGGCAGCUGCUGUGUUGAUGCUGGGUCUGUUUACUGCUGCCUCCAUCAUUUGCCUCUCUCUGGGAGGUUGUUUAGGGGAACCUGGAUUGUGGCCCCAAGGCCCAGACCCAACAGCACAGCUGCUCAUACAUAAUUCCAUUGAGUUCAGUGGGGCUGACUCCUAGGGAAGUGGGUAUAGGAUUCUGUACCAGUGCUAGAACCACACUCACCCACUUCAGAGAGCAGAGUGUAUAUUUCUGUUGUUCUCUGCCAACUAAACAUACCAACAAACGAAAUCGAAGCUCCUUGAAACCAGAAGUGCAAAAAUCUCCUGUCAGAAUUAACUAUGCAAAUUAGGCAAACCGCAUAAGCCUAUUUUACUGAGCCACCAAAUCUGUUUUUGUACACCGGAAGCUGUUCUUCUGAGGGCUGGAUGGCAGGUCGCAGGAAAGAGAUGAAUGAAACAUUGGGGACAAUGCCAGCGUUACUGCUGAACACCCAGGAAUAUCCAGGCUCCUGUACAGAGGAGCUGUUACUGCCUGGUUUUGUUUUUUGCCUUCUGCAGAUGUUUUCAACACCCACUGCAAAUGGCCGUAAGAAAGGCCUCUUUUCCCUCUCUUACCUGAAGCCUCCUGCUCAAUGGCUGAUUCACCAGCCACAGCCCAGCAAAGGUUGCUAUGCCAAAACUUGAAGUGCAUCCUUAAGGUGGCCACCUAUGCAUUGCUUUAGAAAGAAGAAGAGUGCCAAUUUGCAUAAAGUGUUCAUAUGCUAAUUUAUCUGUAUAGAUGCAGGUUUAGAAAGAAUUUUUUAAAAAAGAAAUAAUUACUUUGAUGAAAAUAGAAAUGCAUGUCACCGUAGUGCGGAAGACUGUAACCAGGUGAUCAAUGCGUCUGCUCAGUCUGUUGUCCAAGUGCUUACUGUUGAUGGGAGACUUCGAGGCCCCUGAUCCCCAUUCUCCCCCCGCCCUUAUGAUUUUUCAUCUUUGAAUUGGACUUGGGGUGGACAAAACGGUCCUCUGUAGAGCAGGACACCUGGGCACCCUAUGCAUCCUCCCUCUGCCCCCUGUGCUCUCCUCUGCCCUGCGGUUUUGCUCUUGGCUGCCUUCGUAGCACAGAAGAUGCUGCAGGGCUGCCAAGUACAAUGAUGCUGGUUGCUUGGCACCAGGAUUGGCAUUGCUGGGCAUUUGCCAGGACCUCUUGCCAGGUCUUUCCUUGGCUGGCUCAGCUUCUCUUCCUCCUCAUAGGAAGAUAGGAAUCUUCCAUCUCUUUGUCCAUCUUGCUCAGUAUUAUCCACACUGGCCAACACCAGCUCUCCAGGGCUUCAGGCUAUCUGAGCCCUUCGUGGAGAUGCCAGGGAUUGAACCUGGGACCUUCUGCAUGCAGGGGAGACCCAGAGUGGCUGGGGAAACCCAACCAGAUGGGUAGGGUAUAAAUUCUUCUUAUUCUUAUUCUCUAUCACCAGUCAAGGAAAAGGGUCAGAACUCUCCACUCACCUUGCUGUCCCUCUUGUUCUGGGCAGCACUGCAGAUUCGGCUCAGAAAGAGAGGGCAACUGACUGGGCAAUGGUGCAAGGUGUGAAGGAGAGAGGACCUCUUCCAGGAGGAAGGCCCAUGAAGGGCUUCUUGCUCAAGGGUCCUGCAAAACCUGAGGUGGCACUAGUUGGACUGGUUGCUGGGUGGGGUUGGGUGGAGAGAGAUUCCACAGCCCUGAACAGUCUCCCUGGGCUAAAAAUAAGCCGCUGCGCCAAAAACACUGUGUGAUAUUUAUAACUCUUGAGCUCCAUCUGACAAGCUCUGUAGAAUAAGGGGUGUGCCACUUAAGGAUAGAGACAUGGCAAGGCUGCUCUCCCUUCCACUUUGAGAAGUUUCUUGUCCUGUGUAGUACACUGACUUUGUUGAGUGUGUGUGUGUUCGUGUUUGUGCAUGGCCAUCUGUCACAGACGCAGGCUUGUAAACACAUCACCCAUCUGGUCUCCUGUGGCAAUCCAGAGUCUUCUCCAGGCAACCAGGCAAGAUAAAUUUGUCAAUGACUAGUUGUUGCUGGGGGUUUCUUGUUGGUGUUUUUGGUCUUCCACACUGCAAAUGACUAAAAAAGUGAACGGAGGCUCAUAAAAAGAGAGCUGAGGCCAGGGCCGGUUCCUUCUGUGGGCUUAAUUUACAAAGCUGCAGGGACCAGGCUGUGAAAUUGGACAUGCUCCCCUGGGUAGAUUGUGCAGGGAUUCCAAAACUCUGCUAGCACCGACUUCUGAGAUUGCUGUGGGGUGUGUAAGUAUGUACGAGUUUAGGUCCCAGGUGCCUCUCUUCUCUCAGAUAUUACAGAUAUUUCAACGGCACUAAAACCACAGAUCUGUUCAGACUCUUCCUAUUUCUUCAAGUCCAUUUUGUUGCUUGUCACAAAUAUCUUUGGCCUCUUUAGGGGGCUGGGUGAACUGUCCAUCCAGCUAGGUGCGAUGCAUAGGCAUGUGCAGCACAUUUCUUCAGGGUGUGCAUACAGGGAUAUUUAUUUAUUUCAUUGAAGGAAGAUGGGGGUGGGGUGGGGGAACAACAAGACAAGGAAGAGGUAAAGUGGCAACUGGACAAUUGUCAUCCAAAACCUCUGGAAGGCAGCACAUUGGGAAAGCCCAUUUUAUCCACUGCAAUUGUAGUUUUUUUAACAUCCUCAGAAUGAUUCUGUUUACCCAUGUGCAGAUUUACGCAAAACAAGUUGUUUAUCAAGUAAAACCCAUAUGACUAAUUGCCUCUGACUUCUUGAAUUGAGUGGCAUCUCAAAGGAAUCCCUCUUCCCCCCCCCAAACUGCAAAUUCUCCCUUUUGGCUGUAGCUGAUUUCUCCCUGGUGCAGCCCCAGGGAGCAAAUUCUUCCUUGCAAGGAGCCUCUUUCCAGCCUGACAGCCCUUCAAGCCUUUCCAGCUCUUUAGUAUCUCUUAUGUCCCUACAGCAUUCCCUGCAGUGUUGGCAUGCAGUGACAAAUAGUGCCCAGAUGGUAGAGGGGUCCCCUGCAGGCAUCCCUGGAGGAAAACAGAGUAGAAAAGAGUGUCCCCUGCUGUCAGCCGCCCUGUUUUCUGCAGAUCCCAAAACUUCUUAAUUCAGCCUUCUGCAGUGCCUGUCCUCUCAAGUCAUAUUAUCUUGAGAUAACAAUGCCUUUCGCCUUUCUGUAGUGACAAACUGAUAAGAGGUCAUUUGAAGCCCUCUGCUUGCCGACUGCACAGAGGACAUUCAUGAUAUGCUUCUCACAGUGCAGAAGAGAGCGCCCUUAAGAGUCUCUGCUUACUCUCUAGGGCAGGAAUGGGGAAUCCCAUCAGCCUCACCCCACACGGCCAAUGACCAGGCAUGGCAAGAGAUGUAGUGAGCAUUAUCUGGAGGGUCCCCAUUCCUGCUGCAGGGUCAAAACUGGGUGAUUAAAAGGACAUAUUUCUCCUCUCCUCCAGUUUAUUCAAUCUUUAAAUGCAUUUUUACUAGAUUUAGCAUUUGGGACUGACAAUCUUAAAUAAUAAACCCAAGUAUUUUAUAUAAAGUUCCUGCUCUGUGUAUGUGUGUGAUGGUCUGUUUACUCCACUGAAACCAAUUUAGAUUAACAUGCACUUGAUAAAUUAGCACAUGGAAUUAGCAAGAGGACAAGGGCUCUGCCUUGGUCUUCCUGUCUCUUUCUCCCACUGCCUCCCAGCACCAGAUCUUCAGAGCCAAUUCUCAUUUGUGCCUGUGUGUUCUGAGUCCCAGUUACUCCUGAUGAAUUCCCCUGGAAUUCAGAUGUGGGCACCUCAUGGAAACUGGCAGGUUCCGCUCUAGGGUCUGGCUGUUGGCACAGCCUUUAUUUUGCUUUUGCUGCAGGAGAACACCAGAGCCUGAGCUGGCAGCGACAGAGUUAAGUCUGCAGAGUACAGCUCAAAGUGUGAUUAAAACUGAAUUAUUCAUAUCCCCUUUAAUCCCAGCCUGGCAUACAGUGGGUAAUCCCAGAAGGGGCUGAGUUCCUCUUCCCUCUCCAGCACUGGCAGGUACAUCUAUCUAGGCAUGGGUCAGGAUCUGACCUGGGUAGAGAAGUGUGCGAGGAGGGAGUCAGCACUACUGAGCAGAAUGAGACCUGCUCAGCAUUUUGCAUUGGCUGUGCCUUCUGGUGCCUAAUGAUGUGGCGUUAUAAUACAAGGGAGUGGCACAUCACUCACGGUCAUGAUCUGUCAGGGCCCAAGUGUGAUCAACUUCCCCCCUUUUCUCCACCCCACGUCCCUGGCAAUAGGGAGCACUACAAAAGGAAUGCUGUAAGAGCCAUUCACAUUUCAAUGGAAAUAUAGUCAUUCUCUGUAAUGCACACUGGGGUCUCAACCUGUGUUAUUUCUGGUACUGCUCCUUGCUCACAGGGUUUAUAUAUAAACUACUACCACAAAACAGUGGUGUCCCACUUCCCCCCUCCUCCCCAGCCAAAAAGACACUUUUGCAUUCAGAUGUUGUAAACUGGAAAUGUUUCUCCUGUCAUGCAACAUUAUUAACUCCCAUGAUGCUAAAACAUUCAGCGUCUCAAAAAUUCCAAGGUUGUUAGAGAACCAGCAGCUCCCAAGGGAUACAGAUCAGCUGGCUAAACGCAGACAGGUUUUGUUGAAAAGCCUUCUUUGGUAUGAGAGAAAUUUAUAGUGCCUGGCAACCACCUCUGCAGUAGCUGACACUGUGUCUGUGAUCAUCUAGACAACUUGGGGGUCCUAAAGAGCUGGAAAGUAGGGAUACAAAUAUUCAAGCAAAUCAAUAAUGUGUUUGGCAGAGCAACGAAGAAAGGAACUAUGGAUAUGAACAAAACGGGAUGAGCUGGGUGUUUGUCCUGGGUGCCAUGCUAAACUCAGCAGCUCAGUGUUAAGUUUGUUAAGUCUGUGGUGCAUUGGUAAAAAUUAUUUUUCCCUAGUUUUUAUUUUAUUUUACUAGUAACUCAUUCUGAACCAUAAGCAAACAAUCAUAACCCCAACAUGGAUCUUUCUGCUCCAUAUUCUCAUAACUUAAGAUGUAUGUUUCAGUGAGCUUACCAGACAAUGGGUGGUAUUCAGCUGAGUUUUACUCAGAGUAGAACCAUUGAAAUGAACGAGACUCAGUUAGGUUCAUUAAGUUAAAUCACUCAUGCACCACACUCAUACCAGUCAGGGGAAAACUGUUGAAAGCUAGUUUUUGUCCCCUUUCAUGGGCAUUUCUGGGGAAAUCGGGGAGCAGGAGGGCCUGUUGCAGAGCCAGGUUUUGCAAUCCUGCACAAGAAGCGCUGGGCUUGGUAAUGCUGCAAAACUGAUCAUGGCAGGUGGAAGGGGUGUGUUCCUAAAGCACUAUUAAUCCUAGAGAUGGCCCUUGAUUUGUGUUGAAGUCAGGAUGAGUGCACAGGGGACAGAGAGAGGACUAGGAACAUAAGAAGAGGCUGCUGGAUCUGACCACAUGCCCAUCUAGUCCAUCAUCCUGUUCUCACGGUGGCCAGCAUAUUGUCUAUGGGAAGCCCAUAAGCAGGACAUGAGCACAACAGCCCUCUCCCUGCCUGUGAUUCCCAGCAAGAGGUAUUCAAAGGCAUACUGAUACUUGACAAUGGAGGUAGAAUAUGGUGGCUAGUAGAACCUCAAUGAAGUUGGGAGAUAUUUGACACCUGGGGAACAAGGGUUGGGCUUGAGCAGUGGAGACCUGCCCAUCUGAUCUGUGCUUGCUUUGCUUUCUUUCCUUCUUGCAGCGGAAGCCGACACCAGCGUCUUCGCCUCCAACUCGCUGCAGCGGAAGAAGAAGGGGCUUCUUCGCCCUGUGCACCAGCGGGCCAAGCCGCACUUGCUGAUUGGCAUGCCGCAGGACUUCCGUCAGAUCUCCUCCAUCAUCGAUGUGGACAUUCUGCCCGAGACCCACCGGCGGGUGCGGCUGCACAAGCACGGUUCCAACAAGCCCCUUGGCUUCUACAUCCGGGAUGGGGUCAGCGUGCGCGUGGCACCCCACGGUGUUGAGAAGGUGCCCGGCAUCUUCAUCUCCCGCUUGGUCAAGGGGGGCCUGGCGGAAAGCACGGGGCUGCUGGCCGUGAAUGACGAGAUCCUGGAAGUCAACGGCAUCGAUGUGGCAGGCAAGUCGCUGGACCAGGUCACGGACAUGAUGGUGGCCAACAGCCACAACCUCAUCAUCACCGUCAAGCCGGCCAACCAGCGCAACAAUGUGAUCCGCAGCAGCAAGGCCUCGGGCAGCUCUGGCGUGUCCACGGACAGCACCCCCAGCCAGCAGACACCUAGCCCGGCCUCCCAGUACCUGAGCAACUGCAGCACAGCAGAGGGCGAGAGUGACGAAGAGGGUGACCUGGUGAUUGAGAGUGAUCUGCCUGCCAGCUGCCCCAAUGGCGGCCUCCUGGAGAGCUUGCAGCACAGCCUGUCCCUCUACAGCUCCCAGGGUUCGCUGCCCUCCCUGAACAGUCACAGCGGCAGCGGCAGCCCAAUCCGGGGCAGCCGAGCAGGCAGCCUCCGGGAGGAUGGCACGGUCAUCACGCUAUAGCCCCAGGCAGUGCCCCUCCCUUAUCUUCUGAAUUUCAGCAUUUCCACGGUCAGUUUGGCAGUACCUUCUUCCUGGCCAAUGGAGCUGGAACUGGGGGCCCCAUGUCGAACCCAAGACACUGCCCAGACCUGCCACCAUAGACUCUCUCUUGCUCAUGGCCUGCAGACCCAGUGGCACUCUCUCCGCAGCUGCUGGAGCAAAGGUGGCAGCUGGGGUUUGGAGCACUUGGGGCCAAGCCACUUUCCUCCCAGUCCUUAGCCACCCAGGAGGUUCUUUCUUGCUCCCCAUUGAACCAAAGCAAUGGGAGUUCUACUACCUUCUCCAUUCCCUCUCUUCAGCUCCUGUCUUCAUUCUGGACAGGUAGAAGGAAAAAGGCAGGGAUGCUCUUGCCUCUCUCACAGUCUCUGGUUCUCCCAUCCACCAACUGUCAGCUCUCAUGAAGUGUUUGUUUUUAGUUAUUUGUUUUUACGAUAACAUGCAUCACAGAUUAAUAUAUUGCAACAAACUAUUAAAACUUUUUUUUUUAAAGAAAUGUGCAUUCACAUGAUUUUUAGAAGUGUGCUGGUCAAGCACGAUGAGGAAGCUCUGGUGCCUGUGCUGGGAAAUUGAGCAGGGUGGUCCCAAACAUGCAAGAUGCAUUAUUCUGCUCAAUAGGAUGUUGGGACCCAUUGGGACUGGUAGGGCAGCAAGGGAAAUGUGACUGAGGCAACUUGGCUUUUUGUUGUCUGACUUGGGUGGAUAGAUGUUUAGCUGACUGGCUAGAUCAACUGCUGGAUCAGGAUCUGAAACUGAGUUGCACCUGAAGCAUAGCUGCUACUUUCUGUUAAGGGUUUUGUUUUUGUUUUUAAAUAAAACACAUAGGAAGCUGCCUUAGACUUAGUCGGACCACUGGUCCAUCUAUUGUCUACAGUGACUGGCAGUGGCUCCUCCAGGGUUUCAGGCAGGGUUCUCUCUAAG
Messenger RNA from Podarcis lilfordi (Lilford's wall lizard), 15179 nucleotides. NCBI's taxonomy places the organism in Eukaryota, Metazoa, Chordata, Lepidosauria, Squamata, Lacertidae. The record is from the annotation of a GenBank genome assembly.